AAACACAUCCUCAUAAUGCGUGAGAAUACCAAUGAGCAAAUUUACGGCUGUGCCCACAGCUCCCAAUGGUAAUUUAAUCAUGGGUAGUUUGGUUUUUUAGAGCAGUGAACAUAGUAGAAUUGCAUUACCGUAUCUAAAAAAUAACAUUCUUGGUCCAAAAUGUUAAAUUCUGCUAAUGUGCCAUUUUCAUGAAAUACAUGUAUAGUUCUACAUUUUGGAUGUGGAUAAUUGAAAAUCCUACAUUUGAAAUAUGCUUCGAUGGAGUGGUCUUUUGGAGUGUCAAUAUAUUGUUACUGCAGUAAAUUGCACAUUUUCAUUAUUAUAUCAUAGGCACACAGUUAGUGGAAGAUUAAACAGAAGACUAGUUACGUCGCUGUUAGGACAGACACAAACUUUGGAUAUAGAUAUAUAUAUAAUGUUUGGAGAACAUUCUGAAAGACUCAAUAAUGAGAUUAAAAAUAGCAAUCAGUUGCUAGCGCAGGAAAAUGUCACGCUACAACAGCAAUUGCGGGAAAGGGAAGAGUGCAUAAAAGAACUGAAAAUAGAAUGUGAAAGGCUUAAAAUAAAGAAUAGGAAAAGUUUCGAAGAAAAUUUGUUGUUGAAAAACGAACUACAGCAUUGGAAAGAAAGGCAUGGGAAGGUGGAAAAAGAUUACAAUGACACAUUGGUUGAGCUUGGACGACUUUCUGUUGAGAGCGAUUCCAAAACAAACAAAGCGAUAGAAAGCGAAAAAUUUCAGAAAGUAUUUCCCCAAAAGGGAUUGGCAUUGUUAGUUACAAAUAUGGAAGGCAAUAUUUCGCCUGAUUUUAACCCCAGGUCAAACAUAAACUCUGACGUUCAGCCCAACACUGUUCAGUCCGAGGAUGAAAAGAAACCGUUGCCUCCUUUGUCUUUGCCGCCGUCUCCAUCAGGAGAGCAAUCUGUAGGCGCAGGUGCAGAAUUGUUGGAGUUGGGUGCAUGUCAGAACCAAGGUAGUCAUGUAAGACUAAAAAAUGUUUCGAAUGCCGCGAAUGAAUGCACUGAUGUUUCACCUGACUCAACGCCAUUCCCCACGCAGGUAUACGAAAGAAGUAAUGCAGAGCCCUUGGGUCUCAUAAAUGAACCUUCCGCUUCAGUUAGUGCCCAUGUCUACAACGCUUACAAACUACUAUUAAUAACGAUAUCUGAUAGGUUGCUAUACAGUGAUAUUAUCAAGCUUAAAGAAUGGGCAAACGAAAAAUUUGCAGUCGAAAAUAAUCUAAGUCCAGCUAAAGUUAUUUUACAAUUGGACCAGAAAGGUGCUAUCAAUGCAUCGGAUUUAAGUCAGCUCCGUGUAUUCUUUGAGUCAAUUACAAGAUUUGACCUAGUAUACCUUAUUGAUGAAUUUUAUAAUGGUGACUACGAUAAGUUGAGAAUGUUGAUCAAUCAACAUGAGCCGACAAACCGCAUUAGUCACCAACGAGUGGCCAAUUUAAAUCGAGUACACUCAUCUAGAGUUCUCUCACCACACAAUAACACUCCAAGAUCUCCACUAAGGUCCAACACCGUUAACCGGGAUAUUGGCAAUGUUCAAGUAUUUGAACGACCUAGUACAACUGACGAGAGCAAUGGCGUAUCCAUUGCCAGGAAUCGCGACCGCGCGGAAAAUGUUCACUCAAAUGUUUCCAGCACAAGCAAUUCUAUUGUAAAUGGCAAUACAUUUUCAACGCAUGAAAAUUCAGAAGAUGUUCUUGCGUGUCCUCCAGUUAAUAACUCAAGAGGUUGGUAAACAAACUAUUUUAUUAUUCCAUUGUUUAAUUUAAACAAUUUCGUUAAUUUAAAUCAAUACGUUUUCCCGAUAUAUUAUGCUAUUUCCGAAUCUGUGCUACUUUCAAGAAACACAUUUUCCACUAUUAUCUAACAUAUUUUUGUUGUAAAAAUUAUUUCUUCAAAAACUUUUUCCCAACUUACGUUUAUAAUUUGCCCGUUUAUAAUUUAACUUCAUUUCUACUGGGAGCUAGCCCCUGACGCCGCUCCAUCCCCGCCUCAUACUCUUAUGAAGUUAUGUUACUACUUUUACCCCACCUUUCCUCUACUUCUGAGACGACAUGAAUAGAGAAUAAACAAUCAACAAAUUAAUAAAUAUUAAUUAAAUGCCAUUUAUCAAUUUAACCAAGGAAACCCAGGUGGUGAGAACAGGGUAAGCACAAAUGAUGCUCCAGUUACUACAAGAAAAAUCAACGGAAAGAAGAUGUCGAACUCAGAAAAACCUUCAUGUCUGCAAAGACACCCUGAAUCGAAAGAGUCGUUAUCUCAAAGACCUUCAGAAUCGAAACAGCCGUCAUCUCAUGAUGCCCAGAAUCGUCUUGCACAACACAAUGGUCUUUCUCAACGCCAUUCGGAUGACCACCUUCAUGUGCUGAGGAACGGCGAUAUACAAGACAAUUGGCUAUGCAAUCAUUACAAAAGAAGGUGCCUGGUGAAAUUUGAUUGCUGCAGCAAAUACUGGCCAUGCCACCGUUGUCAUAACAACGAUAGCACGUGUGGGCGUAAGAAACUGAAAUCACGUGACACGACAAUGGUCAAGUGUGUCGAAUGCGGGAAAGAACAACAGGUAUAACGUAAAAUAUGUUAAAGUGGUCUGCACAUCUUUGUGACUCUUUCAGUACAGCUCUCUACAAAGAGAUCAUUAAAUCAAGGGAAAUGUAGGACUUAAAUUGCGAUGCAUGCAGACAUAAUACACCUUCUUUUCUUUUUCAACAUACUUUUAAAGAAACGUUAAAAUUCCAUGAGAUAUAUUUGAAGACGUAAAAACUUAAAAAUCUAAAAAUAUACAUUAUAAAAUUUUUCAGUUUUUAUGCCAUAUUGAAACGUUUCAUAUUUUUAGAUUCAAAACUAAGCUUUUCAAUAAAUAACAUGAAAUUUAUUGAAAAGUGGUUGAAAGAAAAAGGAAGACAUAUCAUGUCAGCAUCGACAAUUAGUUAACAGACUCUUUCCUUGCUUCAAUUGAGAACAGUAGUGAGAAGUGUAGCUAGGAUUGAAUUCGUCUAUGUUUGGAAAAUAAUUCCUGCGUUUGGAGAAUAAUUCCUGUAACUUCUAUUGCUAAGAAAUAUUUAAUCCAUUAUUUUUGGAUUUCAUUUUUUCGUUCAGCAAAAAUGGAGAACUAUAUUUCAGUGUUUGAGGAUAAUAUAUUAAUUUCUACUCUUAGACGACGAUUUCAUAAGUUUUCUUCGUUUUUCUUUCUUUCUAGUUUGGGGAAAAUGGUCAAUUUUGUGUUUCAUGUAACACUCAAUUCGCUAAUUUCUACUGUGGUCUGUGUAAACAUCUUACUGGAAAUGAUGAUCACCCUUAUCAUUGCGAUAAAUGUGGCAUUUGCAGGUGAGAAUUUGACGUAAAUUUAAACAUCUUUAUAAGGAAAUGUUCGAUUAUUUCAACUGUACAAUCUUUGUCUUAUCAGAUUGAUUGAGGUACGUUUAAUUUCUAGGAUUCAUGGAGAUCGCUCGUUUCAUUGUGAUGUAUGUGGUAUUUGUCUUGAUGUUCAACUUCGUGGAAAUCAUAAAUGUCGUCCUGAUUCAGCCCAUGAUGAAUGUGGCAUCUGUUUGGAGGUGAAUGCAUAUGAUGUUCUAAUGUAUCGGGUUAUUGAAUGAUUGCAUGAUCAAACUGCGUGACAAAUAUUAGAAGAACUUCGACCUAUUCGCUAACUUCUAGACGAUUUGUCCUCGCUCGAACAGACUUGUUAAUGUUAACUUGUUAGGUCAGUUUAACCCAGUAAUCCCUUGAGUGUCCUUGCAAAAUGCAUUCUAGACACACUUAAUUUGUUUUUAUUUUCUUUAGGACGCAUUUACAGGCUGCCAAAUUCUCCCGUGCUCCCACAAGGUUCACAAAGAAUGCGCUAAUCGAAUGAUUCGGAACGGAAUGUAAGUCCAUGUAUCGUUUAAAAUAUUUACAUACAUAAAUUCCACACGACACUUUGCCCCAGUAAAUGGCGAUUGGAGAUAUAUUAGAAAGUAGUGCUGUUUACCACCAAACUCAAGUAGACUGAGAGUUUAGUCAUCAGAUUUCCUUAAGCAUUUUCAUUGAACUUUCAUAUUGCGUAAUGAAAUGACUUCGUGAAAUGCAGCAAGCUCAUGCGAUAUGAAAUACGAAUACAUGGAGUAUCUAAUAACGACGAGUCAUGUAUGUCUGCAGAUUGUACUAUUACGCUACCCCACUUCGUGUGUUGUUGAGCACUCGGCGGAGUUGUUAAUGGGUCAUGUCUAUUAUUGUCUAUUAGUGAUAGUGCAAAAAUCACUUCCUUUGUGGUUGUUUGAGCACUCUGACACUACAGUAUUAACAAGUCUCGGACAGCCCAUUACGAGGUGUGCCAUUACACUCUGCGCAUGUCUGGAUGCGUUGUUGUUGUCGUGUUGACCACAUGCCUUGGUGAGAGCAAGCUCAUGUGAUAUAAAUAUGAAUGAAUCGCGUCAUAGACGGAUUUUGGGGGGGGGCAGGGGGUGCUAUAACCACACCAAACAAAAUGUCCAUUCCUCCAAAAAAAUUUUCAACCCCCCCCCCAAUAUUUAGCAUAAUAAAAAAUAAGUAAAUAGUCCACUCCAAUGUUCAGAGUGUUGAUGAUACUAAAUAAACGUAGGAAUACACUACAGUGCAAUACUAAUCGCUCCUCGCUUGCAUUCACUGGUAAAUUGUAAUGUUUUGAAAUUCUAUUAUAUCCCCUGAAUAGAGUUUGCAGUGCCUUGUCAUGCAAAUAGCUUGCUUGCAAGGAACGUUUGGAAUUUUACGAAAAUUAUUUUUAGUUUUAAAUUCUUUCAGGAAAUAGACUUGCCUAGAUUUAAUCUUUAUGCCCCAAAUAUUAUUUACAUCGGAGUUGCAUCAUAAAUUGUACUUGGAUUGGACACAAUGUCAAUGACUUUAUAAAAGUAAAAACAUAUUGUGUAUUGGCCUAUUGGGUUUACACUUUUACAGGUUCAUUUAACUUUAACUCUCUCAAGUCUCAACAGACAAUCAGACAUGCCAAAUCCAUUGAUAUCACAACUUCAAAAAACUUUUUUUCGAAGCCACUUUGUUUCCUGCUCUCUAGAUUCCCCCUCGCGGCUCUAGUGCUCCACCCCAAGAAUAUAGACCUUACAGGGUUUGGUGACACUUUGUGUUGCUUCAGUCACCUGCUCACGGCUCACCCCCCUAAAAUUUCUGGCACCACCCCAGUAAACAACACUUCAACUAGUAUUUUUGGGAUUGUUUGCAACAAUUAUAUAUAGCGGAAAAGAGGUUAAAGUAGAAUACAAUAGAAAUAUGCUAGUCCAAGCACGCAAAUACAAUACAUAACAUAUCUUUCAUAAUUUUUAGACCAUCAGAAAUUCAUCAAAGUGAAGAAAUUUAUAUUGGAGUUUCUAUAAAUGUGUUUUUUCUUCUCUCCUUUUAUCCAGAACUCGCUGUCCAAUAUGCCGAGAAAGUUUCGCCCACAAACUUGAGAGACGCCCUGUUGGAAGGAGCAAAAGAUAACCAAACUCAUGGAAAUUUAUUAUUAAAAAUUCCAGGAGAAUUGCUACCAAUAAAUGUAUAGGGAUGUUCAGAUUUUGACAUCCGCAACUCCUAUACCCGUUACCGGUUUUUCUGCCGUCGUCACAGCAAGGGCCUUCCAGCGUCGUGGAUUCCAUUCUCUCGUCGCCCACUCAUGUGAAUCAUCAUGUGGAGAGAGUCGUUCAACGCUCGGACGAAGUCGUCGGUUUUCUCUUGCUACUCCGAUAUCGCCUCCAACCGGUAAAUUGACAGU
Paramuricea clavata is the source of this 5728-nucleotide messenger RNA. NCBI's taxonomy places the organism in Eukaryota, Metazoa, Cnidaria, Anthozoa, Malacalcyonacea, Plexauridae. The record is from the annotation of a GenBank genome assembly.